Messenger RNA from Ustilago hordei, 483 nucleotides. RefSeq lists its product as uncharacterized. Bases 1 to 483 code for a protein of 160 amino acids. The record is from RefSeq and is a predicted model, not a curated record. Lineage: Eukaryota; Fungi; Basidiomycota; Ustilaginomycetes; Ustilaginales; Ustilaginaceae. The transcript is spliced from 2 exons.
AUGAUGCUCGAGCUCGGCCAAUUCAAUCUGCGACUGGUUGUGAGUCUUGUCGACUUCCUUAUCGUCGUCCGUGUCAAAGCUUCGCUGAGUGGUGAGGAACUUGUUCAACGUUCCUUAACUGCGGAAGCUGUUGAGGUUGUCGAAAACGCGAUAAAUGAUGGACACAAAAAGAUGGGUGAAAAAAGCGUCGUCAGGAGUCGCUGGAUCAAUGUGAGAAGCAGGCAAUCGAAACUUACCGAAAGCCGCGCUGAUGGCUGUCAGCGGCACAAAGGUUGCAAAGACGCAGCCUUCAAUCCAGGGCUUCUACAAAAGAGCCGGCUUUACAAUGAGGGUAACGAGCUGGAAAGACGGAAUGAGGAAGGAGGCCAGGGCGCUGAUCAAGAUGCGUCGGAGCGUUUCGAGGAAGUUGCGAGAGACGCGCUUAUGCUCACGCCAGCCCCAUCCGAGCUCGUACAGCUCGAAGCAAAAAAGACGGUGCAGUAA